AUGGCAUUUGAGCAUUUCUAUUAUUACUGCUCUUACGAUGAGUGUUUGAAAAUGGUCUUGAGGUGGACUCUGAGGAGAUGGUGUGUGAGACGAGCGAGUUACUGAAAGACGAAGAAAGAUCUGUUGAGGAAGAGCCUCUAUGCUUCUCCGAGCUUGAGAACAUCAUCUUUAGAGAUGAAGAUCAAGUGAAGAAUGGUGAAAUGGGCAGAGGUUUAAAGGUGGAACAACAAGACGGUGAUGGACAGGAAGAGAGAGCUGAGCUCAGCCCACUGACAGCAAACCAAUGGGACGGCCCAAGGGAGCUAAAAAUGACAGCUGAAUCAGGAGAGAGGAGGAUUCAAUCUUGUCAGGCACUUCUUCUGGGCACCACAUGGGGUCCUUUCCCUGGGAAGAUUGAGAUGACCACAGGAGGAAGUGACAAGGUUUCGCUGUUGCUGAGCGGAGGUCCCCGCUGGCUGAUGGAUAUGAUGUGGGUCAGUGCUGAGGAUGGCAAGAGCAACUGUGCAGUUUACAGCAAAGAUGGACAAGUGUGGUGCUCCACAACAAAAAAUAUAUUUGAGGGAGAAGAACUUGCAGCCUGUGUGGUGGAUUUGCAGUCUCAUCUUCAAACAGCAUCCCAAACUCUGUACAGUCAGGGGAUGUUUUCGGCCCAACAGCUGGACUCCAUCCAACUCCUUCCUCGGCGAGCAGCCAUGGCGUCCAUUCUUCCCAGCAUCAACAAAGACAUCUUCCCCUGCAAGGCGUGUGGCAUGUGGUUUUGGAGUGAAAGGAACCUCCAGGCCCACCUAAUGCAUUACUGCAGUGGGCGGCAAAGGGACCCUGUGAUAACGGCUGAGAAAAACACCAAUAUCAGCCAUCAACUGCUCCACAGUUGCACAUACCCUCAAUGCAAUAUGAGCUUCACAGGCUUGCAUGCCUUUGAAAUACACUUAUCCACACAUAACAGUCUUAAAUCAGAAGAGACAACCACUGGAAGCCAAUUGAAAUGCACAAUUUGCGACUACACAGCUGAAACACUUAUUGUACUGCAACACCACAUCCUCUCCCACCUGUCGCAAACCGGCCUCAGAUGCAGUCACUGCCACUUUACUUUCCAAACCCCCAAAGGAAUGGCCAAACACCAGGAACUACAUGGACAUAGCAGUACAGGCAACAAACAAAUCAAAGACAAGCUUGAUAACUCUCAUAGCAUUGCAGGAAGCUCUCAACAAGUUCGAGCUAAUUUAAGCAUGAAAGACCUUCAGGAAAGCACAGUACAAUGUGAGAUCGGUCAAAUCUCAGAGGUGGAAAGCACAGAAAGUGGGCAGACAUCCACUAAGGGUGAAGGCAACUCAGGAACCAAGGCUAGUGUUUCAUUUUCCAGAGUUAAGUCAGAACCUUCUAGCCCCCGUUUGGCUUCGUCACCUAUUCAGCACCACCUGCCUCCUGCCUUUCCCAUUGCCCCCUUAAUGCCACAUAUCCCAUUCUCACAGGAUAUUACCGUGGGGCCGCAGGCAUCUGAGAUACUGGCCAAGAUGUCAGAGUUGGUCCAUCGCAGGUUACGUCAAGGAAGGAAUUCUUACCCUCCAGUCAUGUACAGCACACUUGUGCCAAAAGGCGCAACGUGCUUUGAAUGCAACAUCACCUUCAAUAAUCUUGAUAAUUAUUUGGUGCACAAGAAGCAUUACUGCAGCAGUCGCUGGGAGCACACACCCAAGCCACAUGACUUCCCUGGACUUCUGGAUAAACCAGCAGGCACUGUCAGUCCAAAGGUUGGAGGCAGUUUGGCUGUUAUGCUGAAUGCUGGUCAUCCCUCUGAGGUUAAAUGUCAUGAAUCUACCACUUGUAAUCCAAUUGCAGCUGGAAAAGUCUCAGAUGAACUCUCUGUGCAGGUUAAAAAAGCAUCAACUCCCUCUGGUGCACAAGAGAGGCCAAAUGGCACACAGUUGGAUUUACAAAGCCCCAAAAUGCCACCCACUGAAACUGAUAUUGGCCCCAGCCAGACAACAUGUGAGGCCUGCAAGAUCACCUUCAGCCAUCACGAGAACUUUAUGGUGCAUAAGCAAUAUUACUGUGCCACCCGCCAUGAUCCUCAUUUAAAACGUGCAAACAACAAUAAAGGACAAGCCAAUCAGAAGUCAGUUCGCCCACGGAAAAGAAGAAAGGCAUAUGAGCUAACUUCUGAUCAAGAACAAAUGCCACAUAUGGGUAUGCCAUCGUUUCUUGGUUUUCACACUAUAGGUGGUCCAUACAUGUCAAAGGAUGCAAUGGAGAGCUUCCGGGAACAUCAGAGAUACAACAUGAUCCAAGGCUUGGUACCCAAAUAUCCAGAGGCUUCAUUGACGGUUUCAAAAUCGGCUCUUUCGUCAAAAUGUAAUACAAUAUCCAAGGAGGAAGGUAAUGCGCCUAUCGAUCUCAGUAAGAAAUGCAUGCCACAGUUGGGUAAAACUCCUCUUUCCCCUAAAGGACUUAUGGAUUAUCACGAGUGUGCCGUGUGCAAGAUAUGCUUCAACAAAGUUGAGGACUAUCUUAUGCACAAACAGAACUUCUGCCCAGGCACUGUUUUGCAAGAUAAGUCUUCUGAGAACAAAGUAUGUCUGAGCAUCAAAAAAGAAUCCCCAAUAAAUUCUGGCAACCUCUUAGAGAAUGCCAUCUUCGAGUCCCCAGCACAGCAUGCAAAAAUUGAGCACCUAAAUGCAGUGUCAACAUCUGAUAUUCGAGUUUCCAGUGAAGACCACUUGAUCCCAGUAAAAGAGGAACUGAGGAUUGCCUUUCAGUCUUCUGGGUUUUACCCAAGUUCUGCUAAGAAUAUAAGACCAGAUGAGCAAAUCUGGCCUUACUAUGAAAUCAAACCCACAGAUUAUGCUACCGGGAUGCUGGUCAAGCAGAGCGAAUGUAGGCAAAGUCCAAACGAGGGCAGUGAGGGUGAGAAAGACCAGCCGAUGCCGGAUGGUAGCCAUCUCAGCACAGAGGACCACGAGAACCAGGACAAGACUUUACCCUUAAAUGACAGCCUUGAUCUUGAGGACAAGGUAGAUGAUGCAGGAAAUAAACACCACAGUUCCUGUACACCAGAUGUUCACACAGACAGCACCGUCAACUGUAAAGUGAGCACAACUCUGUUGCAAUCUGUAAAGACUGAGGAGGUCUCAACCAGUUUCAAGAGAGUGUUGAAUGGGUCCAUUGCCACCACUGGCAAUGUAAAGUACUGCCGGCCCUGUGACAUCCAAUUCAACAACCUGUCAAACUUUAUAACACACAAGAAGUUUUACUGCUCAUCUCACACAACAGAGCAUGUAAAAUAGUGCCAUCGCCCCUUGUCUUAAAUAUGCCGAUCCACACUUGUAGAAAAAGUAGUGCUGUAAACCAAGUGAGGUUAUUUCUAAAGCCCGAAACAUUCUUUAUGCAAGUACAUGAACGCAGGGGCGAAUGUUCUGGCCAACGGUCCAGCUGAACAUACAUAAUGUACUGUGGCGGUAACAAAUCUAAAGACUCAUGGUGCCGAUAGAGUUACAUUCAAAAGUCAGAACCAUUAAACUAGAUGUGUUGUUCAGGUACAUUUUUAGAAAUAUAUGAACCUUAAAUUACUUGCAUACAGGUAUUCUCUUCAACUGUUGCUCUGCAAUAACAGUAGUUGGCUUGAAAGAGAAAACUUACUGUAUAAGCGGACAGUUCCCACUAAUGUCCGCUAUAGCGCCCCUAGUGGACAUUUUGAGAAUGCAAUGUGUUCAGGUACUUGUGUACAGUACGUUUCGGCCUUAACACAUCACCACCAGUGAUAAUACAUACUUGUUUUGACAUCUGAAUCGAUUUGCUUGUGAAGGACACUUGUGGUAAUCUCUUACAUUUGUCAAAAGUGACCAAUCGCACCAUCUUUCAAAGUGGACAAAAGCCUUGAACUGUUCAUAUUAGACUUUCCACAAGCAACAGUUUCUCUGUAUGGGUCAUUUUUUUAAUUCUGUGCUGGUUUACACAGCAGCAGGAGGACAAUCAUAUCAGGAGGUUUAUCCUACACUCAUUUAAUAGAAACUUUGAAGAUAUUUGUUGCAAAGUAUUGUGUUCAUACUUUUGGUGUUUUUUAUGGAUUUAUUUAUUUAAUAAUAGUUUUAGCUCUUAAGAAAUGCAGAUUUGAAAUGGAAAAAGUUUACAAACAUUUUCUCUAAUGUCUCAUUUAGAAUUUACAGAGAAAAUAAUGAAAAACAAAAAAUGUAUGGUGGAGCAAUCUCGGCCUUGACUAAUGUUUCAACAUAUCCUUAAAUACUGGCAAUCAAGUUUUUUUAAUUAAUAAUUGUUAAAACAUGUCAGAUUUGUCCUUGGUGUUUGUUCAUGCUUAAAUCUGUUUAUUCUCGUUAAUGCAGAACUCUUGUUAAAAAGGUAACCUGUAUGUGUGUUUGUUGAUUCGUUAUUGUUUAUUUUAUGUUUGGCUUCAAAUGCAAUACUUUUUAAAAGAUGAAACAUUAUUAUAUAUUAUUAACAUAAUAUAGUAUUUCAAAAGGGUAAAAUUUUUUACUAGGACCCCAGAAGCUGUCUGUGUGAAGUGUUUACUAAAGUCUUAAACACAAAAGAUAAGGGUUUACACUCGGUAAUGGAUGACUCAUUGUAAACAGAAACACAAAAUCCCAUGAAAAAAAUAAAAUGUCGUCAAAAUGUGUUGCUAUGCAUGUACCUGUAUGGAAUGAAAUUCCAGUAAUGUUGGAAAUGUUAUUUUAUGUGGCAUAAAAAUUAAAAAAGUUUA
Messenger RNA from Xyrauchen texanus (razorback sucker), 4714 nucleotides. Its product is annotated as zinc finger protein ZFPM2-like. Gene Ontology annotation, cellular component: nucleus. The record is from RefSeq and is a predicted model, not a curated record. Gene Ontology annotation, biological process: negative regulation of transcription by RNA polymerase II; positive regulation of transcription by RNA polymerase II; heart development. Gene Ontology annotation, molecular function: RNA polymerase II-specific DNA-binding transcription factor binding. The transcript is spliced from 8 exons. NCBI's taxonomy places the organism in Eukaryota, Metazoa, Chordata, Actinopteri, Cypriniformes, Catostomidae. Bases 78 to 3284 code for a protein of 1068 amino acids.